CUCUUACACAACGACAGACUCUUUCUCGUCUUCUUCCCUCUACACACGAAUUCCGUCCAUCUCCUCCUUACCCCGUCUCCGCGAAGAAGUUUCUUGGACAAGGCUGCCAAGUAAUGUACUGCUGGCGGGGUACCUGCAGGCUCAGCCACGUGCGUGAGACGUCUCUUGCAGAUCAGGCUGACACAGUAGGUGACUCCAACACCACCACCAUGGAAUACGAACCUACGGCCUAUAGCGCAAGCGAGGAAGGGUGUUCUCCGGACUCGUCUGUGGAUGUAUCUGUCGAACCCCUCGACCUGUCCAAAAUCACGAAGAGCGGGCUUUGCGAGCAAUGUCAGAAGUUAAGGAAGGAAGAUCUCGUGAACGAAAGCACAGAGCCCGGGCCUGUAAUCCACCACGGGUCCGUAUUAUCAAUGCUGCACCGCGUGCGACGCGGGUGUCCGUUCUGCAUGUUUCUCUGGAAGCAACUGCGCAUUCCAGAGUUCUCCGAGUUCCGGUCAUGCAAGGUCUGGUCCCGUCGUCGUAUAAACCAUGAUUUGCUCCUGAAGGGCGAAUCAGAAUUCUUUGUUUAUGCGAGUGAGUCUUCUCUGAGAAUGACCAAAGGCUAUGGUACUGCGUCAGCGUCAUUUGUGACCGAUGCGUACCCUCUUAGUCAUUCGAGUGGCAGAACAAAACCUUUGACAGGAGACACGGGCUCACCUGGAACUAUGGAGCAGAUAACGCAAUGGUUGAGAGAUUGCAGUACAAACCAUCCAAAAUGUCUCAUUGGGCUUGACGAAGCAUUUGUCCCGACUCGCUUACUGGAUGUGAGUACAUGGCACAGCUACGGAAUUGUACGUUUGGUUAUGUCUCGGACGCGCCUCAGACGUCGAGAACCAUACGUUGCAUUGAGCCAUCGUUGGGAUGAUCUGGUCAGGGCCACAUCUACCACGAGAACGAAUGUCGCUGCUCGACUCGAAGUACUGGAUACCAAAGCAUUGCCUCAACGCUUCGUAGACGCCAUUAAGGUAACUAGCAGCUUGGGUAUCAGGUAUCUCUGGAUCGAUUCACUUUGUAUUCUACAAGAUGAUGCAUCAGACUGGGGAACGGAAGCAGCACUCAUGAGCAAUAUUUAUCGCAACGCACACUGCACAAUAUCCGCCUCGUUGUACUCCAGGGAACCAGCAGGCCUCUUUCGGAGGUUCGAGGUCGAGAACGACUCAACAGAAAUGAUCGUUGACGACAAGGAUGGGAGACCAACAUCUAUUCGCGUUUUCAAAGAACUAACAAGUUGGGAAUCACUUCUCAAAAACAGUCCACUUCAAAACCGUGGGUGGUGCCUCCAAGAGCGCGAGCUCUCCCCGAGAGUAUUACAUUGGACAGUGGAGCAGGUGCUUUGGGAAUGUCGCACGUUGACAAUGUCUGAACAUAGCUCUGCAAGGCAGCAAAUUAUAAGACAACGUUGGGCCUCGUUCCGAGCUUUUGACAACAUUGGGACUGUUGCCAAUUCUGAGCUGCUCGGUCUGUGGCACCGUACAGUCGAAGAAUAUACUAAGAGAGAGCUUUCGAUCACUCAGGACCGUUUCCCUGCUCUGGGCGGCAUGGCUCGUGUCGUUAACGAGCGAUUGGAAUCUGAAUAUCUAGCUGGACUGUGGGAUACCAACAUAAUUCGAGAUCUUCUUUGGUAUAUUGGAGACUCCUGGAACACUGUGUCACGCAGAUUUGAUGCAUACAUUGCGCCGUCUUGGUCCUGGGCUUCCCUGAGCGGCCCAGUUUGGUUUUUGCCCGUCUUAGAUAAGUCGAGACUCGGACCGGUAACCAUUACGCAUCAUCAUAUCGCCCUUUGUACCUCAGACCCUUACGGAGCCGUCAAGUCUGCAAGUCUACAUGUUAGGACGCCUGUGCUUGCCGGCUUCAUCGAAAAGAAAGGCGACAUUUGGUGCUUCGUAUCAGAGAAAAACUUGGCAGGGGACAACUUCCCUGCCAUCUACGGACACGUGGAUUUCGACAUCGCGGCCGAGGCUGAGCAGGUACAUGCGGUGAAAUGCAUUCCUCUGGUCGACUACCCUGAAGAGAUGACGGAUGGCCCCGACAUAUAUCGGGGCCAAGGUCUCGCGCUCGUUCCAGUCGGCGAUUCGGGUAAUACGUACAAACGAAUCGGGGUCUCAUGGCAUGUUGAUGCAGAAUUAUUCGCAGGGCUCCCUGCUGAAGAUAUCAUCAUUGUCUGACCUUGAACGGGAAUUCGAUCUUUCGAAGGAAGCCUCCGGGCAUGCUUGGAAUACACGUGUUUUACUGGCGGCGAUUUAGAUAGGUGCUUGCUUAGUAUCUAAUGAC
Boeremia exigua is the source of this 2313-nucleotide messenger RNA. RefSeq names its product heterokaryon incompatibility protein-domain-containing protein. NCBI's taxonomy places the organism in Eukaryota, Fungi, Ascomycota, Dothideomycetes, Pleosporales, Didymellaceae. The transcript is spliced from 2 exons. The record is from RefSeq and is a predicted model, not a curated record. Bases 114 to 2207 code for a protein of 697 amino acids.